This is a messenger RNA of Copidosoma floridanum, 747 nucleotides long. RefSeq lists its product as uncharacterized. The record is from RefSeq and is a predicted model, not a curated record. NCBI's taxonomy places the organism in Eukaryota, Metazoa, Arthropoda, Insecta, Hymenoptera, Encyrtidae.
AUGUCCCAAGAUCUCCAACAGGAUUCCAGUCAGCAGAGCGGAACAAAUGAGAAUUCCUCCAGGAAUUCGUAUCUCUGCGAUGCGUGUGGAAAAUUUUUUGGCUACGAGUCCCAAUUCGAGACGCACAAACGCAUCCACACGGGGGAGAAGCCCUACCAGUGCUCCAUGUGUCCGAAGGCCUUCAUCCAAAAAGCUACCCUCACCUACCACUUGCGUACCCACACGGGGGAGAGGCCCUUCCAGUGCUCGAUGUGCCCGAAAACGUUUGGCCAAAAUUCCGGUCUCACUUACCACAUGCGCACCCACACGGGCUACAAGCCCUUCCAGUGCACGGUGUGCUCGAAAAUAUUCAAACUCAAGGGUACUCUCAUGAACCACAUGCGCGUCCACACUGGGGAGAAGCCCUUCCAGUGUCCAGUGUGUCUGGAGUCAUUCCGCCAGAAGUACCAUGUCACGCUGCACAUGCGAACCCACACGGGGGAGAAGCCCUACCAGUGCUCGGAGUGUUUGCAAUGGUUCGGCCAAAAACACCAUCUCACCCUGCACAUGAGGACCCAUACGGGGGAAAAGCCAUUCCAGUGCCCAUUUUGCCCGGAAAACUUUCGCCAGAAGUACCAUCUUACGACCCACUUGCGCAUCCACACGGGAGAAACGCCCUUCCGGUGUACGGUGUGCUCGCGAAAUUUUCGAUACAGAUACAGUCUUGAAGGUCACAUCCGAACUCAUAUGGUCAAAAAGUCCUUCUAA